AGUUGGAGGCUGGCGGGGGGCGAAGAGAGAGUUGCAUGAUUCAACUUUUUCUUGCCGAGUUUCUGCCGCGCGGAGGCUUCCUCGCCUCCCUGCCCUCCUUUAGCGAGCUGAAGUGACGGUGCGGCGCGCGGAGUGGAGCGUCCUGAGGCGGCUGCGGCUCGCGUUCUUCUCCCGCACCCUGCUGCACACAAAGCCAUGGGGUUUAAGGAGCCCGGCGUGCCUUUGACCCUUCUCCUCUGGAUUACGGCUUCCUGGGGCUCCUUGCCUGGAGUAGCUGCCGCCGGCGGGGCUGGAGAGACUGCGGCGGCGGCGGCGGCGGCUCGUAGGCAGGACGACUCUUUCUCCGCGGCGAGUGUCUACGGAGCCAGAUGCACCUCCAGGUGCCUCAGCUUGCAGAUCACUCGCAUCUCUGCAUUUUUCAAGCAUUUCCAGAAUAAUGGUUCUUUGGUCUGGUGCCAGAAUCACAAACAAUGUUCAAAGUGUUUGGAGCCCUGCAAAGAAUCCUGGGACUUGAAGAAAAACCAUUGCCAAAGUUUCUGCGAGCCUCUUUUCCCCAAGAAGAACUAUGAAUGCCUAACUAGCUGUGAAUUCCUCAAGUAUAUCCUGUCGGUGAAGCAAGGAGACUGCCCAGCACCCGAGAAGGCCAGUGGCUUUGCGGCUGCCUGUGUGGAAAGCUGUGAGGCUGACAGUGAAUGCUCUGGCAUGAAAAAAUGCUGCUCCAAUGGGUGUGGACAUACGUGCCAAGUACCAAAAAAUCUGUACAAAGGUGUCCCUUUGAAACCCAGAAAGGAAUUAAAGUUUACUGAACUUCAGUCUGGACAGCUGGAAGUUAAAUGGUCUUCAAAAUUCAAUAUCUCAAUUGAACCUGUGCUCUAUGUAGUACAAAGGAGAUGGAACUAUGGAAUCCAUCCUAGCGAAGAUGAUGCUACUAGUUGGCAAACCGUGGCACAGACCACAGAUGAGAGAAUACAAUUGUCUGACAUCAGGCCUAGCAGGUGGUAUCAGUUUAGAGUGGCUGCCACUAAUGUACAUGGAACAAGAGGCUUCACAGCUCCCAGCAAGCACUUCCGCUCUUCAAAAGACCCAUCUGCGCCACCUGCCCCAUCUAAUCUCCGGAUUUCCAACUCUACUGUGAACAGUGAUGGAAGCGUAAGUGUAAGGAUUGUUUGGGAUCUCCCAGAGGAACCUGAUAUUCCAGUCCAUCACUACAAAGUCUUCUGGAGCUGGACGGUCCACAGCAAGGCACUCAUUCCAACUAAGAAGAAGAGAAGGAAGACUACUGAUGGGUCCCAGAAUUAUAUAGUCCUUGAAAGCCUCCAGCCCAACAGUAACUACAUGGUGGAACUGCAAGCAGUUACAUACUGGGGUCAAGUACGUCUGAAAAGUGCCAAGGUAUCUCUUCACUUCAGUUCUACUCAGACAGCUGUUAACAACAGAAGAAGACCCACUCGUCUUCUUGAAAUUGGAGUGCCUUUUUAUCAGGAUGAUCAGCUUCAGGUGAAAGUCUACUGGAAGAAGACAGAAGAUACUGGCAGCAGGAGCAGAUACCAUGUCCAAUGGUUUCCAGAAACUUGUGCGCACAAUGAUACAAAAGGGCCUGAAAAAUCCAAUGGAAUAACGUAUGAAAACUAUAUAAUUCUUCAGGAUCUGUCAUUUUCAUGCACGUACAAGGUUACAGUGCAGCCAGCAAGAUCCAAAGGCCGGUUGAAGAGUGAAAGCAUUUUCUUUAAUACUCCCCCUUGUUCUGAUUUUAAAGGGAAAAAGCAUAAACAUAUUAGCUGUCCUACUGAAGGAGCUCCAGUUGUCCCAAAAGUGUUAGCCAAGCCUGAGAAUCUCUCUGCAUCUUUCAUUGUUCAGGAUAUCAACAUUACUGGCCAUUUUUCCUGGAAAAUAUCAAAAGCAAAUCUCCACCAACCCAUGACAGGAUUUCAAGUUACAUGGGCGGAGGUUACAACAGAGAGCAGACAAAAUAGCUUGCCCAACAGCAUUAUUUCUCAGUCGCAGAUAUUGCCAGUAGAUCACUAUGUACUGACUGUGCCCAACCUGAGGCCAUCAACUCUUUACCGUUUAGAAGUGCAAGUUCUGACAACAGGUGGAGAGGGACCCGCUACAAUAAAAUCAUUCAGGACACCUGAUUUGCUGACAUCUCCACACAGACCUCAUCUGAAACAACAUCAUCCACAUCACUACAAGCCACCACCAGAAAAAUACUAGCUGAAAAAUAAUAUAAACUGUGUUUUCACAAAAAGAUAGGAAAUAUGCACAUAUAUUGGAGCAGUGAUCUGUAUCUAUGUUUCUGGUGGAUAUUCAUCCUGUAGAAUUCUGUAGAUAUAUCUACAUGAUAUGGAAGAUGGAAAGUAUGUUUGUACUAAUUCCAGGAUGAAGUAUGACAUGAAAGGAAAGUAUAUUUACAUAAUAGAAGCAUUCAGCAUCCAUGAAAAUUAAGAGUAUCUCAGCAUAGUGAUUUAUUAGCAUCAUAGCAUACAUUGUAUGGCUCUCAGUCUUUAUAAUUGUCAUUGGGUGGGUUUUUUGUGUUUUAUAUUCAGAAUUUUAAACAUUGUUUAAAAUGAGUUUUAAACAAAGGAUUUAAAUGCCAUUUUUUGGUGAAACUGUUAUUAGCUUGCUUCAUUUAACAAAUCCCGUCUAAUAUAAAUUGCCAUAACAAGCAUAACUUGGUACUAAACACAAAUUCCAUAUUUUGAUUGGUUUUUAUGAAAUCCACAUUGGCACAUAGGAACAGAUAGAAGAAAUACCAAAUAUAUUGUUUUGGGCAAUACGGUGUCUGUAUGUUACAUUGAAUGCUCCAAAUUAGGUGAAUGUUUAAUAUUCACAUGUGAUGCAUUGGCGAAAAGUCAGUGCCAGUGGCAGCUGGUGAAGCCUGCUGCAGCAGGGGCAGUGAGGGCAAUGGGAUCUAAGUUUAAAAGAAAGUAAACUCAUCUGCCGCCAGCACCCAGCAUACUGCUGGAACCGGCGGCACCUGACCCAGCAUCCCACAGGGAGGCUUCCCCACCGCUGCAGAUCUGCUGGCCUCUGUAGAUGCUAUUUGAGGGGUUACCAAAGCUAGUUUUGCCUGCUCAGCUCUCAAACUGUUUCCGUGCAUGUGCUGAGGCAAGGCAGCCUUCCCACCAGAUGCUGGGUUGAGCACUGCUGGUUCUUUUAGUAUGUCGGGUGCUGGUGAAAGGUAAGUUUUCAUUUAAAGGUAUAUCAUGCCAUCUGCAGCACCCCCCUGUGGCAGAUUUCACCGGCCUCCACUGGUCAGUACAUUUGUGAAUGCCCACUGCCAGAUAUUUACAUAGGACUGUCAACAUACAGAUGGCCAAUGUUAUGGAGUUGAUUUGGUUUGAAAACCAUAUCCCAAUAAAAUCUAUUAAUAUGUUGAUAUUUUCAGCAACUCUUCACAUUGGGAGCUAUAAAUUACUUAAAUAAUUGGGAUAGCUGAAACUGGUGGAUUGUAGAAGUUUAUGUGAAAGCACCUUAGGUUGUGGAUUAUGACCAUACAUCAUUAAGUGUCACCUAGGUAAAACCUUUAAAAAUCUAAGUAUGCAGUCCAUUGAUUCAUUCAUUCAUUCAUUCGAUUUCUGUACCGCCCUUCCAAAAAUGGCUCAGGGCAGUUUACACAGAGAAAUAAUAAAUAAAUAAGAUGGAUACCUGUCCCCACAGGGCUCACAAUCUUAAAAAAGAAAAAGAAAAAGAUAGACACCAGCAACAGUCACUGGAGAUACUGUGCUGGGGGUGGAUAGGGCAAGUUAUUCUGCCCCUGAUAAAUAAAAGAGAAUCACCACGUUAAAAGGUGCUUCUUUGCCAAGUUAGCAGGGGUUCAAAGGUGCUUCUUUGCCAAGUUAGCAGUUCAGUCCUUUAGCGAUAUAUCUCAUUUUAAGAGGUUGUCUGUCACAUGCAUUUUAGCUAGCAAGGAUCCUCAUUCUAAUGCUUAACAACUAACCAACUUAACCAAAAGGAACAUACUUACCUGUAUCCAGAAAUGUGCAUUAUGCACUUCAGUCUGCCAUAGCUUUCCAGUUCAUUUCAUUAUGACAGUUCUGGGCAUGCAAAAAGGUGUUUGUACAAAUCCAUUCUGUCUGUGAAAACAAAUAUAGAAGCCCACCCACAGAGAAGAGCUCCAUUUCAUUACAUGUGGAGUUCAGAUUGAUAUAAAGAAUUACUUGUGUUCUUAAAUAUUCCAUUAUUUUUUUCAUUUAUAGAACAAAGUAACACUGCUGAGGACUUUCAGUGCCUAAUUUAAAAAAAAUCUUCUUUAGUGAACUAUACAAGGAGAACCACAGUCAAAUUUUAGUCAAACAUCUUUCAACAACGCAAUUCUGGGUCACAGUUUGAAAUCUUGUGAUAAUCUUUUUAUUUCAUCUGUUUUGCUUUAUGAACCAGAUUUAAUAUGUAUGAUGGAAAGUUUAUACGUAGGUGCCCUGUAUAUUCAUGUGCACAUACUGUAGGUCAACUAAUAUACAGUUUUGAAUAAUUAAAUCCUGUAUGAAAUAACAGCUGGGUUCAGACACAAUGCAAGAUUAUGGUUUGUUUUACUUAACCAUGGCUUUAUAUUAUGCCUGUAUCAAAGCCUGCCCAUAUACUGUGGUUUGUGUGGGAUUAAUAAUCCAGGAUAUGAAACCAUAGUUUGAAGAUGGUUUAAAAACCCCAAUCUGUGCUAACUGUGGUUGUUGUGUCUGAAUUCACAUGCAAUUACUGUUAGAACUAUUACAUCACCUUCACUACUGCUGCUGUACCACGAAGAUGGAAAUGUCUUUAUGAACUUACAAAGCUGAGUCCUGAAUAACUACAAAAGAAAAGCAGACAAACUGCUCUAAACAUGAUGGUUUGGUUUCUUAACAAUGGCUAGCAAAAACAGUUUCACAUUAUGUCUGAUCCCAACCUAUAUUUUGUCCCUUCGUAGUGGAAAAUUACAUGAUCAUUAGACUUUUCAUCAUAUUUACUUUUAGCAAUAGAAGUAUUCAUCAUGUUUUACUACAACUAAUGUGUUGUACUAAUUUGAUAAAGGAAAGGCAAGAUCAUACUAAUAUAGGAAUGUUCUGGAAACAGAGUUGUCCUUGAGUUACUCAAUAGGCAUUUAUGUGGCUUGAGAGCAAUCAUAGUAGUAGCUGGUGCAUGAAGGUCUGACUCAUUCUUUCAGAGGGUUUAUACAUAUUCAUCAACUCACUACAGCAUGUUCAUCAACUUACUACAUGCAUGCAGCAGCCAUCACCACCAAACACUACAGAUGUAGACCUUUCAUAUCACUGAACAUUUAUCUCAGUCAUUGGGUUUGGUCUCAUGGAUGGCUCAGGUAUAAAGUAUCAAGAUGGUGAUAUGUGUGUUGAAUUAGCACUCAGUGCUCUAUAAAUGGGGAUUGUUUUUUCUUAGUAACUCUAAAGGAAACAGGGCAGACCCGUAUGCACAUUGAGACCAGAUCUUUCUAGUUCAACGUUUAUAGGCUAUUCACACUGGGAUCUUGAUUUCCUUACUGCCCCAUCAGAGAGAGAAUGCCACCAUUUUCACAUUGUUGUGAAUGCAAUGCUUUUCAGCACAGUCUGUUUGCCCAGUCUGCUACAAGUAAUUGAUGUUUAAUGAAUGAUGAGGUUUUAUCACCUUGAAUGAUUGAACUACCCUGAACCCAACGAACAAAAUUUCCUGGAUUCCUGUACUGGGUGCAACAGUUGCAUGGAUGCUUAAAUUGCAUUGAAGUCACUGAGAAGUAUUCAGAAUAUCAGCUACUUACAAUUAGUCCAGAGGGACAGGACAGGGGACCAAAAGGUUUCAUUCCAAUGUGUUAUCACUUUUAAAACAGACUUCCACCCAUUUAUCUAUAAAGGCAAUUGUGAUACUAACUUAUUUAUUUUCCCCUAAAUGUAAGAUUUUUCUUUUACUUAACCUUUUUUUGUUGAGUGUUAUUAAAUCUUGUUUAAUACCUGUGGACCAUACAUGUCAUAUACACCUGUACAUUGUAACCCCAGAAUAUGGUGCUUAUAAUUUGUUGCAUGUUUUUAAAAAAAAGAAAAUUCAAGAAUUUAUUUAAAAAAGUAAAUUAAUAACUGCAGAUGUUGAUGGAUCUAUAUGGUUUUGCAUGCCAAAACUCAUAAUUCAGUUAUAGGCAUGAAUUGUAUGGCUGUAUUACCUCUAUUGAAUAUAUUAGUAAGUUACAAUUUACAGAGUAAUUAACAGAGGUUCUAUAUGUAAAAAAAAAAAAUCCUUUGUAUGUAAUUAUAUUGUAGUGUGAAGAUAACAGAACUGCUUACCUGUUAACUAAAUUGGCUGUAGAAAUCAUGGUCUUAUAACAGUCAUUUAAAAGUCAGUAUUUAUUUAUAUAUGUUAUACAGAAGAGGGUUGAUUUGUCUGUGUGUGUGUUUCAUGUUACAUAGAGAGAAUAAUGCUUCUUGUAAAAACAUUUUGUAAAAAAAAAUAUUGUAAAUAGUCUGCUGCUCUGUUCCUCAUUACUUUCAUGUUUAGAUUUUGUACAUAUGUUUAAGUAAUAAACUACCCUUCUAUAUAGAAA
Molecule: messenger RNA, 6496 nt
Organism: Hemicordylus capensis (graceful crag lizard)
Lineage: Eukaryota; Metazoa; Chordata; Lepidosauria; Squamata; Cordylidae
Gene: ANOS1
Product: anosmin 1
Exons: 14
Coding region: 196-2214 (672 amino acids)
Biological process (GO): neuron differentiation
Cellular component (GO): extracellular region; cell surface
Molecular function (GO): peptidase inhibitor activity; protein binding
Source: RefSeq, a predicted model, not a curated record